Thamnophis elegans (Western terrestrial garter snake) is the source of this 3695-nucleotide messenger RNA. RefSeq names its product dymeclin (gene DYM). Lineage: Eukaryota; Metazoa; Chordata; Lepidosauria; Squamata; Natricidae. The transcript is spliced from 19 exons. Gene Ontology annotation, biological process: Golgi organization. The record is from RefSeq and is a predicted model, not a curated record. The coding region runs from base 362 to 2539 and encodes 725 amino acids. Gene Ontology annotation, cellular component: Golgi apparatus.
CCCCCUCCCCCGCCCUCGAAGAAGGGACAAGUGGUGACGACGUGAAAAGAUGGAGAUCGCCGGCGGAGGGCGUGGCUAGAAAACGGCCGCGCGCAGGGGGUGGGUGGGAAAUCCGGGCGUCGGGAGCGCGCACAGUGGCAACUCGGCGGGGGAGACGCGCGACAGGUCCCAGAAGAGAUCCGGGUGGGGGGCCGCGCGUGGAGAGAGAGAGGGGGUGACAGGGUGCACCGCUUUUUUCUUCCCCCAGGAAACCGGAGCCGGAAGGCUGAAAUUCACCAAGCAAGACAAUCAAUCUGAAAUUCAGAAGGCUUUUCAUCAAUGACAUGAAACCUUAAAAACUGAAGACUGGGUUAAUGAGAAGAUGGGAGCAGCAAGCAGCAGCAUUCAUGACCUCCCGGAAAAUGAAUAUUUAAAGAAACUGUCAGGACGAGAAGCCAUCUCUGAGAAUGACCCGUUUUGGAAUCAGUUGCUUUCUUUUAGCUUUACUAUCCCAACAAACAGCGCCGAGUUAAAACUUUUGGACGAAGCUUCUGCGUCCGUCUGCAAGUCUUUAGUGGAGAAUAAUCCUCGGACAGGAAACCUUGCCUCACUGAUUAAAGUCUUCCUUUCCAGAACCAAAGAAUUAAAAAUUUCAGCAGAAUGUCAGAACCACCUCUUCAUCUGGCAGGCUCAGAACGCCCUGUUCAUCAUCUGCUGCCUGCUGAAAGUGUUGAUCUGCCAGAUGUCAGAAGAGGAACUGCAGCUUCAUUUCACCUAUGAGGAAAAAACCCCAGGCUCUUACGAAUCUGAAUAUGAAGAUCUUAUGGAAGAAUUAUUCUGCUGCCUCAUUCAACUGAUUGUGGAGGUUCCUCUUUUAGACAUUACAUACAGCAUUUCCCUGGAAGCUGUGACAACACUGGUCGUUUUUCUCUCCUGUCAGCUUUUCCACAAGGAAAUUCUGCGGAAGAGCAUCAUUCAUAAGUAUCUUAUGCAUGGCCGAUGUCUCCCAUACACCAGCCGACUAGUGAAAACUUUGUUAUAUAACUUCAUCCGUCAAGAGCGAAGCCCUCCUCCAAGUUCCCAUGUCUUCCAGCCUGAAUCCGAAGGAGGUGGACUGCUAUACGGAAUUGCAUCAGGAGUGGCAACUGGCCUCUGGACAGUCUUUACCCUAGGAGGUGUGGGAAGCAAGCGGGCUUCUCAACAGGAAGAGUCUUCACCUCUUGCUAAUCAAAGUCUGUUGUUGCUGCUCGUCUUAGUAAAUCUGACUGAUGCUGCAGAUACACCCAACCCUUAUAAGCAAUCCAUUGUGUCCUUCAAGAACACACAAGAUAGCACAGCGUUGUCUUCACCAACCCCUCAUGCUUUCCAGAUCAAUUUUAAUAGUUUGUACACCACGUUGUGUGAGCAACAGAAUUCUGACCAUGCUACCCUCCUCUUGUAUACUCUCUUGCACCAGAACAGCAAUGUUCGGACAUACAUGUUGUCCCGGACAGAUAUGGAAAACCUGGUUUUGCCGAUUCUUGAGAUUCUUUAUCACGUUGAAGAAAGGAAUUCCCAUCACGUUUAUAUGGCACUGAUAAUUUUGUUAAUCCUUACUGAAGAUGAUGGCUUCAAUCAAUCCAUUCAUGAAAUUAUAUUGAAAAAUAUUACUUGGUACUCAGAACGGGUGCUAACAGAAAUUUCACUGGGGAGUCUUCUGAUUCUUGUCGUGAUAAGGACCGUUCAGUACAAUAUGACAAGGACGAGGGACAAAUACCUUCAUACAAAUUGCUUGGCAGCUCUGGCUAACAUGUCCGCGCAGUUCCGCUCCCUUCAUCAGUAUGCCGCGCAGAGAAUCAUCAGUUACACCUGCCGCCACUUGCGGAGAUAUGUCUAUGUCUUGGACAAAUUGUAUUUCCCCCGCCAAUCCCACUGCUCUACGCUGGAGCAUUGCUUCUCGAGCCUCAGUGACAAUGGAGAGGAACUCUUGUCUUUAACUUGCUCUCACAUUCUCAGAUCCUAUACUUCCAGCUUGUUUGCGUUGUUGUCCAAAAAGCACAACAAAGUUUUGGAACAAGCCACCCAGUCUUUGAGAGGUUCCCGGUCUGCUCCGGAUUCUCCACUUCCAGAUUAUGCCCAGGAUUUGAACGUGAUUGAAGAAGUCAUUCGAAUGAUGUUAGAAAUAAUCAACUCCUGCUUAACAAAUUCCCUCCAUCAUAAUUCCAAUUUAGUGUAUGCCCUGCUAUAUAAGCGGGAUCUCUUUGAGCAAUUUCGAACUCACCCCUCUUUCCAGGAUAUCAUGCAGAACAUAGAUAUGGUAAUCAGCUUCUUCAGCUCACGGAUCGAGCAUCCUGGAGCUGCGCUGUCAGUGGAACGGGUACUUGAGAUUAUCAAACAAGGAGCUGUUGCCCUACCCAAAGACAGGCUCCGGAAAUUCCCAGAGCUGAAGUUCAAGUACGUGGAAGAAGAACAGCCCGAAGAGUUCUUCAUCCCAUACGUUUGGUCUCUCGUCUAUAACUCUGCCGUGGCUCUUUACUGGAACCCGCAAGAUAUCCAGCUGUUUACGAGGGAUUCGGGUUGAAAGCCAAAAGGAAACGCAAACCUACCUUGCCAGCCCCCUGCCCUGAAACAAGUCCUCUUCCAGCUGAGAUUUCCUAAGAAGGAUGCUUGUUACUAUUGUAUAGCCCCACUUAUUAUUUUCCUGGGAGCCUGUUAGAAGGCGGAAUACCACAUGGACUCCAUUAAGACUGUAUGCUAAUUUUUAAUCUCUCUGUUUGUAAAGCCAAGAGAUGGGGUGGUUCUCAUUGUUUUUCCACCAACACUGGUCAUUGGGUUGGAAGAACUCGACGGUGAGGUGAGAUCUUAACAGCAAUCAGCUUUUGAAAACAAAACAAAAUAAUGUAAACGAAAUAUAUAUUGUUUUUGGGAAGUUCAGCGUUUGCGAGCUGAUUUUCUUCCUGUCUGCUCUUAAGCGUAUCUGCAAAAACCCUUUUGAGGUUUUGCUGUGGGCUUCCAACUUGAUCUUUGCAGCCUUGGUACCUUUUCACACUGGGUGUAACCGAAAUGUCUACGUUAAUCUUGUGGCAUUGAUAUUACUUCUUUUUUUAAAAAAAAAAUGCUUCAUUUUGGAAGGCACUAAAACUACCAACUCUCGCUCUGCAAAUCUAGAAAAGUCUGAACAGAUUAAGAGCAGCUCACGAUUCACGGUUUCCAAAGUGCUAUUACACAAGUGUAGAUUUCUCCAAAGUUUCACUGUUGCUUCUCAACCUCCCCCGAAACGCACACAGAAACACACACACCUCUUAGACUUCUUUCAGAUAAAUUGUUUUUGAUAGGAAUUUGCAGGUAUGCACAUUUCAAAACAAAUGGCCCAUGUUGUGUACCUUAAAGAGAAUUGACAACAGGAUUGCUACAGGGGAGAAAAGGGAAAAGCGCUUAGCAUCAACACACAAUAUGAGCUUGUGAUUGUUCGUUUCAAAAAAAAAAAAAAACCACAGCCCUAUGCCAGGCUGCCAAGUUAAGGAACAAAAAAGAUCAACAAUUGUGUUGCCCACGAUAAUCUUUUACAGAACAAAAUAGGACAUACAGAAUAAAAAGGACUUGGGAGACAGGCAAUGUGUGGGAAAGAGGAACCUACCCACCCCCAUUUCAAUAUCUUUUCACAAAUUAUUUUGCUUGGUUUUUAACCUCCUGACCUGCCUUCUCCUUCCCACCUGUCUAUUCUGUAAAAAAAAAAA